Molecule: messenger RNA, 1404 nt
Organism: Geodia barretti
Lineage: Eukaryota; Metazoa; Porifera; Demospongiae; Tetractinellida; Geodiidae
Source: the annotation of a GenBank genome assembly
AUGGUCCAACAGGACAUCUCGUCCCACUCCCACACCGCGGAAUUUGAGGAACCCCUCAACAGCGAGCCCGGGUUUCUGGGUGUUGACUCGCCGGCGGAGGCAGACCUCUACCGCUGCGUCCACUGUGGCCUGUGCCUGAGUUCCUGCCCUACCUACAGCACCCUCCACUUGGAAACCGAGUCCCCCAGGGGUCGCAUUGCCCUCAUGCGCGCCGUCCACGAGGGACGGGUGGGCAUCAGCGACCGCAUCGUCUCCCACUGGGAAAUGUGUCUCCAGUGCCGGGCCUGCGAGGCGGUAUGUCCUUCCGGAGUACCCUAUGGCCGAAUUAUGGAAUACUCCCGCGCCCAGACUCUGGCCCAGGACAAACAGGGUUCGGCGCUAAAGCGGGUUGACCGGUUCUUCCUGCGGGCGGCCCUGCCUCAUCCGAAGCGAUUGCGGUUCGGGGCCCGCCUGUUGCAGCUAUACCAGCGCACCGGUCUCCGGAAGCUGGUCAGGGCGUCCGGGCUGCUCAAACUUCUACCUGAGACCCUGGCCCAAAUGGAGGCCCAACUGCCGGACCUGGAUGGCCCCUUCUUUGGCCCUACGGAUCAGUUGUACCCGGCACAACCUCGGCAAGGGUCUGAAGGCGCCAACAGCCAAGCCGCCCCCACGGUUGCCCUACUUUCCGGCUGUGUAAUGCCCCUGAUGCAGGGAGAGACGAUGCAGGCGUCGGUGCGGGUUCUGACCCGAAAUGGCUGCAACGUGGCGGUACCACUGGGGCAGGUCUGCUGUGGGGCUCUGAAUAUCCAUGCCGGGGACCUGGAAACGGCCCGCCGUCUGGCCCGCCGCAACAUCGACGUAUUCCUGGCAUCGGGCGCCGACAGGCCCGGGUACAGGAUCAUUACCGCAUCGGCCGGCUGUGGCUCCAACAUGAAGGAGUACAGCGAACUGCUGAAGCACGAUCACCAGUAUGCCGAACCGGCCCGCCGGUUUGCCGAGUUGACGGUGGAUAUCACCGAAUUCCUGGCGGAACUGCCUCUGGACCCACCGCAAGGCCGGAUUGACCGGCGCGUCACCUACCAGGAUCCCUGCCAUCUGGUCCACGCCCAGCGAAUUACCCGCCAGCCACGGGAUGUGCUGAAGGCGGUGCCAGGUCUGGAACUGGUGGAGAUGGAAGCAUCGACGAUGUGCUGCGGUGGCGCAGGAUUCUAUUCAAUGGUGCAACCCGACCUGUCGGGCCGGAUUCUGGCUACCAAGAUAGGAAACAUUGAGGCCACCAAUGCCGAGCAGGUGGUAACCGCCAAUCCUGGCUGCAUGAUGCAGAUAGAGCAGGGGCUGGGGUCGGCGAACUGUCCCGCUGCAGGCCAGAAGGUUGUGCACGUCGUGGAUCUGCUGGACGAGGCGUACCGGAGUGAGGGUGACUAG